Molecule: messenger RNA, 1786 nt
Organism: Dermacentor silvarum
Lineage: Eukaryota; Metazoa; Arthropoda; Arachnida; Ixodida; Ixodidae
Product: transmembrane protein 223-like
Exons: 2
Coding region: 166-915 (249 amino acids)
Biological process (GO): nervous system development
Cellular component (GO): mitochondrion
Source: RefSeq, a predicted model, not a curated record
GCCAAUCCGGCUCUCUAAUUAAAAUGGCAGCGCCCUUCAAAUGUGUGUUCGAGCACCGUCUAAGUUCAGCGAUGAAGCCGUGAGCGUUGAGGGCGUGUUUGUUUAAUUUUGCUGCGUUGUCGUAAGUUUUAUGUUGUGUUUUUUUAUCACGAACACAGCUACGCGAUGAGCGGGCGCCUCUUGAUGUUAUGCCAAGGACUCGGGCGUUUCACGCCGAACUUUCUGCGCGUGCGGGCAGCAGCACGAAUAGCUUCGCCGGCCGGCAACAGCGGCGGCAGCUCGUUACGGGCGACCCGUGCGAACAGCUCAUCUGUGCAGGGCACGCCGCAACCGUCGGCGAAACUGCCUUUCGAAGUGGACACGAACGUUGCCAAACCAACGGAGAUCUAUCGCUUCGACAAGUUCAAUGUGUUCGGGGCUCUUCGGGUGUUCACUGUGACGCAAAUGUUUCUCUGGGCCUACAUGGCUCACGUCUGUUACACAAUCACCGAUCCACGGAAUGCUCCACCACCGGACCUGAACACUAGUGGUAGGGUCGGCGGACUGCUGCAGUUCCUUCGCGACCGCUUGACUACUGACCCGUACCGCUACGGCUUGACGGCCUUCUGCGUAGCAAUCGGCACUUUGGUGGUUACGAGUAGCAGCAUAUUCCUCCUGCGUAGCGUGCGCUCCAUCGUGCUGCUGAAGGGCGGCCAGCAAGUGUUUGUGCAGACGUACGCGCCAUUUGUGGAGCUGCGUGCCUUCGAGGUUCCGCUGGAACACAUCAGCUGCCGCCAGUCGCGACUCCAGAAGUCCAGCUACAUUUCGCUCAAGAUAAAGGGCCACCGGCUGUACUAUAUGCUCGACCAGCGGGGCAUCUUCCCGCAUCCCAAGCUGUUCGACAACACCGUGGGCGUCGCGCGGAAGCUGAAGUAAAAUGGCCCGAGGGACUGUCACUGGCCGGCGAGUCGGUCGAUUAGUGGCUGUUCGUUUGAAACAUCGGUACACACAACUGGUUAGCACAGCACCAAAGCUGUGUGGUCGCGUGUCUACGGUAGAGUCUUUAGCACCGUGGAGGUGAGAGAGCUUUAAGUUAGCCUGCCUGUAACCAUAUUACCAUUCACGGAAUACCGGAGGCAUGAAAAACGUGAACGUUUAUAGUAGCGCUUGUGGCACCAUAUUAUUGUGACGUUAAAUAUAACUUGAGCACAAAUAUAUAUAUAUAUAUAUAUUGCCAUGUGCAUAACAGCCAACCGUUAAGCAUGUGGCAAUAUAUUGCAGUGACAGGCUAUGGGCUUUAUUUGCUACUCAGCGAGCAGUACGCAACACAGGCACGUUCCUGAUAAUUUGUGGUUGAACAAACCUCCACAAGCUGUCGCCACCUAGCGUGCUGCCGCCACCUACGUCUCUAGUGUUCCAGUAGUGCGUGAACUGCACUACGUUUAAAAAAGCGCUGUUGUUUGGCGUCUACCUGGGGUGCUAUUGCUAUUCUGGACAGUAACAAAUUCCGCCGUAGUGUCAAAUUCGCCAUCUUCUCAACUCUUAUUGGCCGAGAGGGAUACUAUGGCCUCUCCGUUUGGCUCAAAAUGGUGUCAUUACAGAAUUUGACAAGAGCACACCUGUCCACUGUUGUACCCUUCUACUGUGCAGAAAUUUAUCUUCUGGUCAAUCUAAGCCUCGCUCACGUAAAGUAUUGCGCAGAUGUGGCAUUGUGCCAUGGGUUUUGCUUACUGUAUACCAUGUUUGGAUGGAUGGCCUUGGCCUCCCCCUGUAAUGUCCAGAAUAAAUCAGUUCUAUGCGUCGCCUU